Messenger RNA from Camellia sinensis, 2726 nucleotides. Its product is annotated as Protein kinase superfamily protein. The record is from RefSeq and is a predicted model, not a curated record. Gene Ontology annotation, molecular function: protein serine/threonine kinase activator activity; protein kinase activity; ATP binding. Gene Ontology annotation, biological process: protein phosphorylation. NCBI's taxonomy places the organism in Eukaryota, Viridiplantae, Streptophyta, Magnoliopsida, Ericales, Theaceae.
GUUUAAGCGGCACUGCGAUAGUACCUCUCUCUCUCUCUCUCUCUCUCCAUCUUUUUUCCUCACGAGAAAUCGGAGAACAACAUCAUCCUCAUCAUCAUCAUCAACAACAAUAUCAUCAACUUCAAUAUCAAUAUCAAUAUCAAUGCCAUCUUAACCUUUCAAUUCCUCUCUAUAAUCUCUACAUAUAUAUAUGUGAAAACUCUCAAUUGAUAUUUUUGUUUCUGUUUCCAAACAUUGCUGCGUUACAUUCCAUCAAUGGAUCGACGCUCAAUUCCUAGGAAAUCGUUCAGGAUUCGGAUCUGUAGAUCGCCUGCGAGCUGCAUUUGUGUCUUGUUCGACGUUCAGUAGCGGAAGACAAGGAGGCGGCGAAGAAGAAGAAGAAGAAUAAGAAGAAGCUUUCUGUGAUUAUUAAUGGAGAAGAAGAAGUAUCCAAUCGGACCCGAGCACUACACUCUUUACGAGGAGGUAGGGCAGGGUGUGAGUGCUUCGGUUCAUCGCGCUGUCUGUAUCCCACACAACGAGAUUGUCGCUAUCAAAAUUCUCGAUUUCGAACGCGACAAUUGUGAUCUGAAUAACAUAUCUCGUGAAGCACAGACCAUGGUCCUGGUUGACCACCCUAAUGUUCUAAAAUCACAUUGCUCAUUUGUAAGCGAUCAUAAUCUGUGGGUUGUCAUGCCAUUCAUGGCUGGGGGUUCUUGUCUCCACAUAUUGAAGGCUGCUUAUCCAGAUGGUUUUGAGGAGGUUGUUAUUGCAACAGUAUUGCGUGAGGUAUUGAAGGGCUUGGAGUAUCUUCAUCAUCAUGGACACAUUCAUCGGGAUGUCAAGGCUGGAAAUAUUCUUAUUAAUGCACGUGGUGCGAUUAAGCUUGGAGAUUUUGGUGUAUCUGCUAGCUUAUUUGAUUCAGGGGAUAGGCAACGGACAAGGAAUACAUUUGUGGGGACACCAUGCUGGAUGGCACCUGAAGUUAUGGAGCAAUUGCAUGGCUAUGACUUCAAGGCUGAUAUCUGGUCUUUUGGCAUUACUGCUUUAGAGCUUGCCCAUGGCCAUGCUCCUUUUUCAAAGUAUCCUCCAAUGAAGGUAUUACUUAUGACCUUGCAAAAUGCACCUCCUGGCCUUGAUUAUGAGAGAGACAAGAAGUUCUCUAAGUCUUUUAAGCAGAUGACUGCAAGUUGCUUGGUAAAAGAUCCUUCAAAACGGCCUUCUGCAAAAAAGUUGCUAAAGCAUUCCUUCUUCAAGCAAGCUAGAUCUAAUGAUUAUAUAGCGCGGACGCUUUUGGAGGGGCUUCCCGCUCUUGGUGAUCGUCUCAAGGCCUUGAAGAGAAAAGAAGAAGAUAUGCUUGCACAAAAGAAAAUACCAGAUGGACAAAUGGAGGAAAUGUCACAGAAUGAAUACAAACGAGGGAUUAGUGGUUGGAACUUCAAUCUUGAAGACGUGAAGGCUCAAGCUUCCUUGAUCCAGGAUGAGGACAUUAUAUCUGAAAAAGAUCUGGGUGGAAGCUCAGUUAGUUCUUCUGGGCUUGACCAUGAAAAGGAAUUGCAGCAUCAGUUGUCUUCAGUGAGCUACUGUUCACAAGUUUCAGAUAUAGAAGAUAAUGAUCUGAUGCAGAAUCAACCAUCUUCUCUAUCAGCCGACGCAACUCUGACUAAUGCGUUAACUAAAUAUGAGAAAUCCGAUGAUGAUGCAAGCAUUGCUGGUUCAAACCAUGAACACCAAGUUUUACAAAAUUCUGCCUCCUGUUUUGAGGAUAAUGUUGAAAAUAAUUUGUCUGGAAAACCUGGCUCAGAUGUCAGUGGAAGAAACGUUGACGGCAUGGCUGUGCAAGGUCAUCAGAGGAGGGGAAGUUCAUCAGGCAAUAUCAUUUUUCCAGAUGGUUGUGUUCUCCCAAGCAAAGGAGAGGGUGAUAAAUCGCAAAAUCAGCUACAAAACAUGUCGAGUUGCAGUGGAGCUCCUGUUCCACAGGCAUUGGACGAUGCACCUCCUGAAAUUCUGUCUAGAGCUUCUAGAACUUCAGUAAACAGUGAAGAGCUUGAUGACAAGGUAAAGCCACUUGUUCAACAAAAGGGACGUUUCAAAGUAACCUCUGAGAAUGUCGACUUAGAAAAGGUGGGACCAAAUCCUUUGAUGCAAAAGAGUCACAGCAUGCAGGUGCUUACCCAACAUCCCAGCACUCCUUGUCUAUCACCUACUGAGGCUACACCCGGCCAUAACCUUUUUCCGACAUUGCAGUCUGUUCUGCAAACAAAUAUUCUUCAAAGGGAGAGUAUACUUAGCCUAAUGAAGCAAAUCUCCACUGGUGACUCUACAGUUGAUGGAGGAGGUAUGCCAGUGAAUACAACUGUGAUGGAGAAAUCAUUGCUAGAGGCCGCUCAUGACAGGGAGAAGGAGCUACUUCAUGAAAUAACUGAUUUGCAAUGGAGGCUAAUAUGUGCCCAAGAAGAGCUUCAGAAAUAUAAAACCGAACAUGCUCAGGUUUGUUUUAACUUUUACUAGGCCAUGAGAAACCGACUGCGUAGCUCCACCGAUAUAUCCUGGACCUUGGUGAAAUUAUUCUUGUACAUGAUCAAUAUUAUUUUUUUCACAAAGGCUUGUAAUAUAUUGUCAUUAGACCUUUUGUAUUUAGGAUUUUCUGGCAAAUUGCUAUUUCUUCUUGUUUGUAUAAUUUUUCUUUCUUUGUCAUUUAUUGUAGUAUUAAUUUAAAGUUUGCUUGAAAGGUUCAAGUUUGUAUA